This is a messenger RNA of Macaca mulatta (Rhesus monkey), 1822 nucleotides long. The record is from RefSeq and is a predicted model, not a curated record. NCBI's taxonomy places the organism in Eukaryota, Metazoa, Chordata, Mammalia, Primates, Cercopithecidae.
GGAAGGGGAGAUAGCAGGUCUGAGUUCUAGAACCCAGGAAGCCCUCAGAGACGUCCAAGGGUCACAGCGCUGCGGAUGCCCCUAGGGCUGCCCAGGCUGGUGGGGCGAGUCCUCGUUCGGCAAGGCCAAAAGGAAACUGCUCCAGCGAAGAGGGGACAGUGAGCUCCUCCCGCAGGACAACGCCACACUUCGGCUCACCACAUCGCUUGAAUCUCAGGUCCAAGGCCACGGACUUUUAUCGACUGCUCUUUCAAACCCGGCACUGAGAGACCAGGGACUGAGAACGGUGGCGAGAAACGGUGGAAAAGGGGGGUGUUUUGUUUUACCUUCCAGAGAAAACAAGCACACAUUUUAAUCAAAACAACCCAGGGAAAAGCCAGCGAAGACCUCUUCGCCGGGCCCGUCUCCGGGCUUCUGAAUCACUUCCUCCUUUCUGAUGUGUCUCUGAGCUCGAGAUUACGAAGUUGCUGAGAAAGUCUUGCCUCUCAGGGCAGCUUCCUGCGAGCGGGCGAGCAAGAGAGCCGAGCGCACGGCACUGUCCGCGGGCGCCGACCCUGCCCGGCCGGGCCACUGCACGCGGCAACGGGAGGACCUGGAGGCGGAGGAGGGACAGGGACGGGUUCCCAGGACCCGGAGCGCGAGCACUGCCCAGCCCGCGUCUCCCGCUUACCCCAAGGUGCUGAUGAAGCCGUUGACCGAGCCCUCCGCGUACAGGGACACGAUGUCCCCUAUGUAGAGGAAGCUGGACAUUUUAUCAGUCAUGCUGCUUCAUGUUCCACAGUGGACGUCCCUCCUCUUCCCUGCGCCCUCGCCGCUCUCUCUCCAGGGAGCCGCCGAGGCACGAGCGGAUUGGAGCACGGGACGGCAGCGGCCAAGAGUCGCGGCGGAGGGCACGGCCCGAGCCACCAAGCGUCGCGGCUCAGCCGUGCGUGCGCGCCUGGGAAGCCAGGCAGGGGCCAAGCCGCAGCUGCGGACACCCCGCGAAGAGCGCAGCCCGGGCGCCCAGAGAAGCCGCAGCCGCCGCCGCCUCCCCGGCAGGUUUCCUGUUCCUUUCUGAAGUUUUCUCUCCAACACCUUUGCUCCUCCUCCUCCUUCCCUCUCCGCUCCCUACUCCGUGUCCACUCCCCGCUCUGCGACUCGCCGGGGCAGUCACGCCGCCGGGCGGGAGCUUGAAGUGGCAGAGCCCCCUCGGUCCCCUCGGGGGAAUUUUUGGACCAGGUGCGGGUGCCCAUUGGGCGAGGGGGAGGAGAGGAGCCCGGGAGAGGUGGGGGGGCGGCCAAUCAGGGAGCGGCGGCCGGGGGCGGAGCUGGGCCGGGGCGGGGCGACCCUCGGGAGGCCGGGCCACCCGGGAAACCGCUGCCGCCGCACCGGGCCGCUAGGGGACGCGACGCUGGGCGGCGCUGGAGGGGUGACGGGGUACCCGGACUGGGGAGCGGGCGCGUGCGGCCGCCCUGGAGAGGCCGGACCUGGGGCGCGACAGCCGCUGUCUGGGAAAGCGAAGGAGCUUAUGGGGGCAGGGAGGGUGAGAGUUGGCGGCCCGGCGAGCGCACUGUAGGACCCCGGCACAGUGGAGAGAGCCCCGGAGCCGCUGGAGACGAAAAGGUGGAGCCCGAGCCGGAGUGAACGCCUAGACGUGGAGGAAGCUGUUUUGUACCUGUUUUUUGCGCCUAUAGGCACAGUACCACAGUCUACAGUCCUGAUUAUAUAGUUUUGCUUAUCAACCCAGCUGGAGUACCGUGGCGCGGUCUUGGAUCACUGCAACCUCCACCUCCUGGGCUCAAGUAAUUCUCCUGCCUCAGCCUCCCGAGUAGCUGCGAUUACA